GUUGGCACAUGUGUUGUUUCUUCCGUCCCGCAGGGGCCGACGGUUCUGUUUCCUGCGUGUCGCCUUUAUUUCAGUCCGGGGAACCUCAGCAACAACGCGUGUCUGAGCCGCCCCGAUGUUUUCCACUUUAAAAGACAAAGUCGGGGAGGUUUUGUUACCGGGAGACGAGUUCUCCUGUGAGACCGACGACACCAUCUCUCUGACGGACCACGUGAAGCCGGAGAAGGUGGUGUGUGGUCCGGGUCUGAGGCGUAGCGGAGACCGGCUGGUGGUCUGCAAGAGCGGCGUCCUGAGACACAAACAGCCCAACGUGUUCUGGAUCGACUCGCAGCAGCGGAGGUAUGUCCCCGCUAAAGGCGAGACCGUCAUCGGCAUCGUCACGGCCAAGUCCGGAGACGUCUUCAAGCUUGACUUUGGAGGAAGUGAACAGGCGUCUCUCUCCUACCUGGCGUUCGAGGGAGCCACCAAGAGGAACAGGCCCAACGUCCAGGUGGGGGACCUGGUCUUCGCUCAGUUCAUCAUAGCCAAUAAGGACAUGGAGCCGGAGCUGGCGUGCAUCGACAGCUCAGGACGAGCCAAUGGGAUGGGAGUUUUCGGAGGAGGUGGUCUGCUCUUCAGAGUCUCUCUGGGUCUCGUCAGAAGACUGCUGUCCCCCCACAGCGAGGUCAGGUCUGACCUGGAGCAGCUGUUCCCCUGUGAGCUGGUGGUUGGGAUGAACGGUCGUCUGUGGGUCAAAUCCUCCAGCGUUCAGCAGACCCUCGUCAUCGCAAACCUGCUGCAGAGCUGCGACACCAUGACGGCCCCGCAGAGACGGGAGCUGUUCAGGAGGGUCAAACGGGGCGCGCUGUAGACCACAUCAGACCACGCGUGCACCCGGUUUGGUGCUGAGUGUAAAGAGUGACUCCAAUCCUCCUGUGAAUCCCUGGUGGUUUAACGUCUCACCUGGCGCAGUGAUGUCACGGCGACUUCGGGACCCUGUGACAUCACUGCCGGGCGUGGUUACAGGUGAAACGCUGCUGUUCACGCUUUCCGCUUAAAGGAAAAGUCUUAAAGUUUUACAGAGCAUAAUGGAAUAAAUAAUGUAAACCAAUGACCGUCUUAUUUCAUCCUGCAGACUUUAGUGCAGCUCAGGUUCCAGAAGUUUUCAUAUUUAAAUAUCUUUGCAUCUGGAAAUAAAGCCAAGUCUUUAUUUUUUGACAAACGGGUCAGUGAUACCUGAAACUUGGCACAGCUCGGCCCGGCCUUAGCUUUAGUGAUACUAAAGCUAAGGCCGAUCACAGCCCUGUUUGUGUUGACUCACACAUAAAGACUUUGUGAUGAAAAGUUUGGAAGAAUCACAUUUGGAAACAACACCAAACUAAGUGACUGUGGUGAUGCUUAAUUUUUGUCCAUAUUUCUGUAUUUGAUAUUAAACCCUUCACAUCGUC
Molecule: messenger RNA, 1427 nt
Organism: Xiphias gladius (swordfish)
Lineage: Eukaryota; Metazoa; Chordata; Actinopteri; Istiophoriformes; Xiphiidae
Gene: exosc3
Product: exosome component 3
Exons: 4
Coding region: 116-850 (244 amino acids)
Biological process (GO): U4 snRNA 3'-end processing; TRAMP-dependent tRNA surveillance pathway; nuclear polyadenylation-dependent rRNA catabolic process
Cellular component (GO): cytoplasmic exosome (RNase complex); nuclear exosome (RNase complex)
Molecular function (GO): RNA binding
Source: RefSeq, a predicted model, not a curated record